Messenger RNA from Chelonus insularis, 9933 nucleotides. It is a transcript of the gene Myo10A, whose product is annotated as Myosin 10A. The transcript is spliced from 28 exons. The coding region runs from base 383 to 9664 and encodes 3093 amino acids. Gene Ontology annotation, cellular component: myosin complex; cytoskeleton. Gene Ontology annotation, molecular function: cytoskeletal motor activity; ATP binding; protein binding. The record is from RefSeq and is a predicted model, not a curated record. Lineage: Eukaryota; Metazoa; Arthropoda; Insecta; Hymenoptera; Braconidae.
UUGAAGCGGCAGACAGUCGUCGUCAGCCUCUCGUUUAUUAAAUUUGGUGGUUGUAGUGUUUAAAUCUAUUUUAUGUUGUGACUCUUGUAAAUAUCUCUAAUCAAAUGGACAUUAUUUAUGAUGAAUUAAGUGAAAAUAAAUACUGAAUAGUUUUAUAAAUAUUCACUAUUGUUUUAAAGUGGUUAGCUUGUGAUCUUCAACUGUUUUCUUUCACUUUUUUUCAUUCCUCAUUCUCUUUCUCUUCGGUCUCAGUUGCUUAGUCAGUCGUGGAGUGGAGAAUUACAAUCGUGCUUCGCAAAUUAAUAAGGUUACAGGAGUCCAGGAAGAAGUAGUUUCAAUAAAAUGAUGAUGAUUUUUAUGCAUCUUUAAAUACUAUCCAAAAAUGCACACCGAUUGGCAAGUGGGAGAACUGGUGUGGUUCGACCCGGGAGUCGGCCAUGUGCUACCAGGAGAAGUAUUGGAAUACCAUCGAGCAGCCAACGUUCUUUCGGUCCAAGCUGUUAUCGCUGGCAAGCCACAAACGUUCACACUCACAAACCUAAGUGGAGUUCGUCCCAGACAGGAUCUUGGACAAAAUGGAGUGGAAGACAUGAUUCAAUUAAAUGAUUUAAAUGAGGCGUCCUUACUUUGGAAUCUAAAGAUACGCUAUGACAAAGAACUUAUCUACACCUACACGGGUAGCAUCCUGGUUGCAGUGAAUCCCUAUAAAAUGUUUGACAUUUAUGGUUUAGACCAAGUUAAAUUAUAUGAGGGAAGAAUUCUUGGAACAUUACCACCACACUUGUUCGCUGUGGGUUCAUCAGCUUACAGCCAAGUUUCUGCAGCCAAUAAUUCUAGCGCCAAUCAAGUCGUUGUGAUUUCCGGCGAAUCUGGAUCAGGAAAGACGGAAUCAACGAAGCUAGUGAUGCAAUAUUUAGCUGCAGUAAACCGUGCUCCCAGUAAUCUUGUUACUGAACAAAUUUUGGAAGCUGCUCCACUUCUAGAAAGCUUUGGAAAUGCCAAAACUCCACGGAAUGACAACAGUAGUCGAUUUGGAAAAUAUUUGGAAGUACAUUUCCGAGAUGGAGUAAUUGUUGGUGGCCGAGUAACGCAAUAUUUGCUGGAAAAAAGCAGAAUAGUGACUCAAGCACAGGAUGAAAGAAAUUACCACGUCUUUUAUGAACUUCUAGCAGGCCUAGAUCAACAGUUAAGAGAUAAAUAUGGGCUUUUAACUCCGGAUAAAUAUUUUUAUCUCAAUCAAGGUGGAAGCUGUGAAAUUGAUGGUAGAAAUGAUACUCAAGGAUUUAAAGCUCUUUUAUCGGCAAUGCAAGUUCUUGGAUUUACAUCUGAAGAACAGGACACUAUUUUUAGGAUUUUAGCGAGUGUUUUACACCUCGGUAAUGUAUACUUUCAUAGAAAACCAAUGAGACAUGGUCAGGAAGGGGUUGAAGUUGGUUCAGAUGCUGAGAUACGUUGGGCUGCGCAUCUUCUCCAAAUAAAUGCUGAUGGAAUUAUUCGUGCACUCACCACAAAAACUACAGAAGCAAGAAAUGAAAGAGUUUUUACAGCUUUAAAUAUCGAUCAAGCAUUAGAUGCUAGAGAUGCAUUUGCUAAGGCACUUUAUAGUUCCCUCUUUUCUUGGUUGGUAGCACGAGUGAAUCAUAUCGUCUAUAAAGGAACCAAACAAACAUCUGCGAUAUCAAUACUUGAUAUAUUUGGCUUUGAGAAUUUUACUGAAAAUAGCUUUGAACAGCUGUGCAUUAAUUAUGCUAAUGAGAACCUUCAUUUUUAUUUCAAUAAGCAUAUUUUUAAGUUGGAGCAACAAGAAUACGCUAAAGAAAAAAUCGAUUGGACUACGAUCAAUUAUACUGAUAAUUUGCCAGUAAUCCAUUUAAUUGCAAAGAAGCCAGUGGGAAUUCUUCAUCUAUUAGAUGAUGAAAGUAAUUUUCCAAAAGCGACUGAUCUUUCAUUCCUCGAAAAAUGCCAUUACAACCAUGCGUUGAGUGAACUUUACUCUCGACCGCGAAUGAAUUCCGCAGAGUUCGCAAUCAAACAUUACGCAGGACAAGUGUGGUAUAAUGUCGAAGGCUUUCUAGACAAGAACAGAGAUACUUUACGACCCGAUGUCGUUGAGUUGCUUAUCAGCAGCAAGAUUCAAAUGGUCAGCAAGAUGUUUCAGCAUGUCAGAUCAGCACAUGAAGCAAACAAAACUGUGAAUAAACCCAACGGACGAUUUGUUACAAUGAAACCGCGGACUCCAACUGUUUCUGCAAGGUUCCAUGAUAGUCUCCAGCAAUUGCUUGAAUCCAUGUCGCAGUGUAAUCCUUGGUUUGUGCGUUGUAUUAAGCCAAAUAAUGACAAAUCAUCAAUGAAGUUUGACAUGCCUUGUGUCUUGGAGCAACUUCGAUAUACUGGAAUGCUGGAGACCAUACGCAUUAGAAAGACUGGUUAUCCAGUUCGACUCCUCUUCAGUCACUUUGUAGAUCGGUAUCGAUACUUGAUACCUACACGUUUACCUCGCGGUGCACCGAAUAAGGAACUCUGUCGCAUAAUCUUAGACAAAGCUGCCCCUGCCGAUGCUCAUGAUCAAUAUCAAUUAGGUUUGACGAGAGUUUUCUUGAGAGAAUCCCUGGAACGAAACCUAGAAUACAACAGGGCGUUGAUUCUUGAACGAGCAGCAAUUACUGUGCAACGGUAUACGAGAGGUUUUCUUACAAGAAGGAGGUUUUUAAAUAUUUCUCGAGCUACUGUUCUUCUGCAAGCAGUUUAUCGAGGAUAUCGAGAGAGGAAAAAAUUCCAUGCUUUGAAAAAAGGUGUAAUAAUGGCGCAGAAAUUGUAUCGUGGUAAAAAGCAAAGAGAGAACUUUAAAGAACUCAAAGAAGAGAUGGCUAAAAGAGCUGAGAUUGAAAGAGCCAGUAGAGAAAGAGCUAAAGCUAAGCAGCAAAGAGAAGAACAGGAAAGAACUUCACGAGCUGUUGCUGGUGUCAAUCAUCUAGAAAUUCCUGCAGAAUUGGCUUUUAUUUAUAGUAAACUUGAUGAUUGGCAACCUGUACAUUCAGAAAGAAAUCUUCUUAAAGUUGUUGGUCAGGUUAUUCCGCUGCCAAUCACAUAUUCUCUACCUGCGGACAUUGACCAGCAUCAAUUUUCAAAGUUUACAAACAUUUACUUUAAAAGCCAUAUUUUCGGAAUGAAAAGAGAGCCUAUAAAAACUCCAUUCCUGGCAAAAGCUCGAGAUCAGGAUUAUACGGACUCUUUGAUGAUAUUUAAAAUGAUUUUGCGAUUCAUGAACGAAAAUAAUUUAAGUGGAAAAAGAGAACAGGCUUUAGGAGAUUAUAUUGUAAAUAAAGGAAUCGUUAAUGAAAAGCUGAGGGAUGAAAUUUUAUGCCAACUUGCUAAUCAAACUUGGAAAAAUGAAAACGAUGCAAAUAAUGAAAGAGGCUGGUUACUUUUAGCCAACUGUUUAUCAGCCUUCCAGCCUAGUCCAGUGCUUUUCAAAUAUUUUUUAAAAUAUGUUUCUGAUUACGCUUAUGAUGGUUACAAAUCAUAUUGUCAACGAAAACUGCUUCAAGGCGAAAGAACCGUGCUAAGAAUUAUGAACAACAAUCAAUUAACAGCCCAUCAUGUGCCAAGAAACUAUCCUCCAUGUGUUCUUGAGUGGAGAGCAAAUAGAAAUCGUGUUAAUAUGGCUCUAACUGUUGGAUUUUAUGAUGGUGAAACAACAACUUGUGCAAUCGAUUCCUGGACAACUUGUGAAGAAUUAGCUAAUUUAGCUGUUCAGAAUCAUGGCGUUGAUAAUUUCGGCUGGACAAUUACUCUCUGGAAUCAAUUAGGUGGACCAGAUGCUAUAGUAACUGAAACAAAUGGUUUUGAUUACGUUCUUGAUUUAAUAUCUGAGAUGGAGCUCGCACCGGCGUUUCCUGCAGCCAAGCACAUGUUCCUGGAACAGCGAAAGAACAGCUUCCCGCCAAUUAAGAAGAGAGAGCACACUCAAGUCAUUCGAGAACUGGAGCAAGACAUGGAUAUACCAGUGCCUGUAUUGAAGACCUUCCAACCAUUGGAGAGAAAACCUGUGUCGAAGGUGGUAGAUAAACCUGUUGAGCCGGAAAUACAGUCACCAAGGAGACCAGCAGUACCUCCACCUCAGCCACCCGUUGUAAAAUCACCUACAAGAAAGCAGUCACAUGAACCAGUUUUAGAGUCUUCUGGAGAAAUAGGUCUAUCGCGACAAUCGGCCUUGAACGAUCGUUACUUCGAGAAAGAGAAACAGCGGAGUAGAAGUCUAGACAAUCUCCUACAAUCUGAAAUUGUUACUUCCCCAAGUAAACUGACGACAUUAGGCCUUUCUUCAUCAAAACUGAACGAACGAUACCACAGUCUAGAAAGGAUCGGCGAAGUAUCUGCCGUCACAAAUGCGGAGUACAUGAGUAGAUCUGAAGUGUCUCAAGAAAGAAAAUACAGCAGGAUCGGCAGAAGUACGGAACCAAACAUCGUUGAAGAAGAAGAUUUGACUAUAGACUUUGAAUAUCCGGAUAUACAAUCUGUAAGCCAAACUGGAAGGUCUGAGGAUGAUAAAAGCAGUUACAUGAGAUCUCAAACGCGAUUUAUCAAGUCUCAGUAUCCAGGUAAACGAGCACUGCCUGGUAGUCAGUCUAGUCGAGCUUAUAUUGAAAAAAGUGAAUAUGGAGUCAAGUCUUCGGCAAUGUCUGAUACCAGUGAAGCUCCUUCUCUUGCUUCUCAUGUCAGAAGAGUACGAGUUCCAAGUCAAGCUUCAGAUGUAGAUCAAUUUUUGGACGAACUUUUUAUGCCAGUGCUUGAUGGAAAUCUUGACGAGCUUUCUGAUGCUAGAAGUCUUGCUGCCAGUAUAAAAGGAACAUUGACAGAUGAUUCCAAAGCUUCUGCGAAAACUCUAGAUGAUUUUUUGGAUGGAAUUACGGAUGAUUUAGUGUUGAAAGAACUCUCUGGUGCUGAUUUAAUAUCUAAAAUUAAGGGAGGAGGCAACAUGGAUAUUCCAAAUCAGAAUACAGCUUUCAAUUUUAGUCCUUUGUCACCUGGAAUGAUGUCGCCACCAAUGAUGAUGCCAAUGUUCUCUCCUUCUCAACAAAUGCCUACUGGACAGAGUCAAAAUCUCAAUAUGAAUUCUGGCUUCCUUCCGAUUCCAAUUUAUAAUAUGCAGGGACUUAAUUUACCACAAUUUCCGAAUUCACCACCAAAUCAAAAUGCAGAUAUGGUUGCUUAUCAGCAAAAUCUACAAAGAGCUUUUCUUCAGAGUGCCAUGGCACAGAAUCUGCAAAUUCAACAGCAACUUUUGGCUCAAAAUCAAGCAUUCCAACAACUGUUAGUGCAAAAUGGCGUACAGCAACCGUUGUCAUUUGUUGAGACUGAGCAAACACGUGCCAUGACUUCGAGUUCUCCCAAUGGCCAACGACUUGAAACGGUGACUGUUAAAGCUCAAGUACAUCGAUCACAAAGUCCACCUAAGAAAGGUCUAGACCUCGGUAGGAAAACGAGUGUUGAAUAUUCAGCAAGGAAGGUGAGCGUUGAGAGAAAGGUCUCUGCAACACCAGAGUUAAAGAGAACGAGUUCAGGACGAGGAAACGUACAAAGUAAUUUUACGAAUGUAUUGAGUGAGUUGAAAAACAGGAAAAGUAGCACAGAAUGUAGUCCAGGCAUUAGCAAAGGUGUUCCACCGCCACCACCUAUGCCUCCACCAUUACAUGCACAUGAUCCUUCGGAGUCUAGGCCAUUUUUGGACCCCUACGGACGUGCUAAAACCGUUCGGAUUGGUAAAUGGCGCUGGCCACCGCCCAGUGACUCUAAUGAGACCCAAAACCAAGACACUUUCAGUGACUUUAAAAUGAGACAACAUCAGCAGCAACGUAAGAUUACUCCUCACUAUCAAGAGUAUAACAACACGAAUGGAAAUGUGAACGGUGAAGGUUCUGUUGAUUGGGAAGAGUUUGAAAUUGAAAAUGUAGUGACUGAAGCUAAAAUUGAAAACCAUACGACAAUUCAAACAAAUAUUAUAACAAAAAAGCAUGAACAUGAAAAUGGAUACAAAGAAGAGGGAGAAAAGAAGAAAAAGAAGUCUAAGGCUGGAUAUGAAGUUGGAGCUCAACGACCAUCUCCUGGCAGCAUAGGUAAAUUAAAACUCAGCUCAGAGAUGCGGCAACGAUUGGAGAAAGUUACAGCAAACCACAGCGUUCGUUCAUCAAAGCCGAGUGAAAAACCUGCGUUACCUCGAGAAGAUGUAAAGGUCAAUCGACUUGAGGACAAUCGAAAACUUCUUCUACAACAGCAGUUAGGCGGAAGAUGGGAUGAUUAUGCAUCAACGGCAGAUGAUGCCCAGAGUGUGACUUCAAAAGGUACUACGGAGAUGUUGACACAAGUUCAUGUUGUGAGAACUCAAAUUGAAAGAAUGGAGAGUCGACCUGUUCCUCCUCCACCACCAAUUACACCUCCCCAACCUCCGAGUCCUCGAACUGCUAGUGUUUACAGCAAUAGUCAAUCGGGCGUACCACAGCCACGUUCUCCACCAGCUCCAGUGGAACCAAAAACUCGUGAUAAUUUCCGUACAUCACCUGACUCUGAUACCCAUGAUCACUUCUCUAAAAAUCAAAAUAUGUUUAGUCAAAGUCGUGAUAUAUUUGCAUCUCAGCAACACCUGAGAGAUGAUCACAGAGAAAAAUCUAAAGAUUAUUAUGGUAAAGAUAGCAUAGACAUGGCUAGCACAACUAGGGGCGAUAGAAGCUCUGAUUUUGAUUCUCGACGAGAUCUUAACUCUGAUAUAUUCGACCCUAAGUAUUCUCGAGAUAUAUUUGAGAACUCUAAAAGAGAUUCAUUUGGUAUGAUGAGAGAUUUAUCGCCUAAAUCUCGAGACAGUUUUGGUCUACCUUCGACACGAGAGUUUGGAGUUGUUCCUAAUACGAGAGAAUCUUUUGUGGUGGCAAGACAAAGCUACAAGAAGUUAGAUCACGAUAUAGAUAGAAGAUCAAGUAUAGCUUCGACUCAUCAGACAGAUAAAAUGGAGAGAAUUGAAAUAGAAGAAUGGCCAGAAUUUCUUAAACCAGUUUUGCCGCCUCCGGAGAAGCCAGAGAUCGAGAAGGCCCAAGAAAUCGUCGAUACCAAGCUUCAUCCACCAACCUCCAACACACACUUUACUUACAAUAGAGUUUCUUGGACACUGAGAGUAAAAAAAGAAGUAUUUGCACCCAAUGAAACUCUUUCAAGUCCUCUAGCUUUGCAUUUAGUUUUCUGCCAAGUUGCGUAUGAUGUUCUUGCAACCUCGAGCAUCAGGAUCACCAAGGAAGAACGACAGAAUAUGCUUAAAUUGCUUGAUAACUAUGGAAUUACUUUAGAUAAUCUCCAAAGUACUCAACAUAAAAUUACUAUGAAGAAAAACGUUGUGGAUAUGGCUAAACAAUGGCCUUUGUAUUUCGCUAGAAUAUUCCCUGUUUCUGUUGGACCCCAACAUCCUGACGCUCAACACGUAGCAGUAUCCCAUCACGGGUUGAGGCUAAUUAAAAGAACGUCAUCAGGCGAAUUAGUAAUUUUAGAGACUCUUCCAUUAGAGGACAUUGUCUCAGUAAAUUCCACACGAGCAGGUGUUUGCACUUUGACGAUUGCUUCAGGUGUUCGGCUUCCUCUUCAUACAACACGUGCUCCUCAGCUUGCAGAAAUGAUCAGCAAUUACAUUCGUGUGAUUGAUCAAAAACCGCAAAAUAAAUUAAUCCAUCAUGAGAAUCACGUCUCGCAAAUCUCAAAGUCGAUUCAAUCACAAACAAAUCAUACCAAUUCUCAUAUAAAUCAUAAUCAAAUCCACAAUCAAUCAAACCACAUCAGUCGUGAGACUAAUCACUCACCAAUAAAUCGAAUAACUGGUCAUACAUCUCCAGUUAUUCAAUUAAAUGGAACGGCUAAUCAUCAAAAGAAUCAGAGAAAUAUACAACAUCACAGUCAUACUCAAGAGUGGAGGCAACAAGAGGAAACUAGUAAAUCUCCGGAAGAAGGAUUUUAUGAAUCUGGACCUGUUAUGCAUGAUGGAAAGCACUCAUUGCUUCAAUAUGCCAUGCUAAAUUUCAGACAAAGUACAGAAAAAUUCGAGAUGAUGAAGACAGCCGAUGGUUCGAUAAGCGGUUCAUUGAAGGUCAUUGAGUCCUUGAAAAGUAAGAAGAAGGGUAAGAAGAAAGGACAACAGGACGGCACCGAUUGGACUUGGAAAGAACAGGUUGAUCUUGUUAAAUUUUCACCAGUUCCAAUUGAACAAAGUCUUCUAAGACUGGAUGCCGAGCUAAGUUCUCUUGCUGUCGAGUGCUUUUUGUGCCUCAUGAGGUACAUGGGUGAUCAACCAUUACCUCCAGACAUGAGCGAAGUCAAGUGCGUUUAUACGGUACUCAUGCAUUGUCAUAAAUUCGAGCCUCUCCGAGAUGAAGUCUACUGUCAGCUGAUGAAGCAAACAACGAAUAACAAAAGUUCGAACCCUGACAGCUGUCAAAGAGGAUGGAGACUCUUCAGCAUCGUUGCUGCAUACUUCACUUGCAGUGAAGGACUCAGGCCAUACUUGAUUAAAUACCUGGAAACUGCGGCUUAUGAUAAAAGACGAGCAUAUCACGGUACGGCUACAGUUUGUCUCCAGAACCUGAGGAAAACAGUCAAGUAUGGUGGAAGAAAGAAUGUGCCUAGUGUAGAAGAAAUAAUGGCCAUCAGUGCUGGAAGAAAUGCCAAGAGACAGAUCUAUAGACUACCUGGUGGUACAGAAAGAGUUAUCAACACUAAAUGUACUACAGUAGUUCAAGAUGUUAUCGAAGAAAUGUGCAGUAUCAUAUCGGUGAGAAAUCCACAUGAAAUGGACGAGUUCUCCUUGUACUGUAUUGUCGAUGGAGAUGCUUUUACAAUGCCUUUAGCUAGAGAUGAAUACGUCCUUGAUGUUACUACAGAAUUACAAAAAAAUCAUCAAGUCUUUUACUUAAUAUUCUGCAGGUCUGUAUGGUACUAUCCAUUGAGACUAGACGCUCCGUUGUAUAUAGAAGUUGUUUUCAAUCAAAUUGCGCCAGACUAUUUAGAGGGACUUUUACUUGUAAUACCUGGAGAACACUUGCCCCAAGAAGUCAUUUAUGACAUGGCACAAAUUGCUGCACUUUUACAUAGAGCAGCUGAUAUGACACAUGAUCCUUCGACGAAGGAAAUUAAAUAUCUCCUGCCAAAGCCUGCACUCAGUCUACGAGAUCCUAAGCCUCAGCAAUGGGCAAAUAUGGUUCAACAGGCAUGGAAUAAUAUCCAACAUAAUAGUUCAGCAGUUUGCAAGGCUCAAGUGCUGGAAAUACUUUCAAAGUGGCCACUAUUCGGAUCGAGUUUCUUCGCUGUUAAACGAGUGCCUGAGAAUGCAAAAGAGAAAGGAGUUGAUCAUAUUUUGGCACUCAAUAGACAUGGAGUCCACUUCAUUGAUUUGAUGUCACAUGAGACAAUUUAUCAUUAUCCUUACUCAGAAGUAAUCUCCACUCGAAAAGUAAAAUCCGAGGAAGGAGCUCUUUAUUUGGACAUGAAAUGCGGUAACUUGAUGCAGCAGAGAAUUACUCGAUUACAAACAGAGCAAGCACAUGAAAUCUCACGGUUAAUCAGACAAUAUAUCACCAUGGAACAGCGAACGACAAAUAAUCAAACUUCGGGAAUGUCCUAUGGUUUAAGAUAAGAUAUUCCAAAGAAUUUCUAUUUUUUUACUGGAAUGAUUUAAAAUUUUUGAAGAUUUUAUCUAUUUUAACAUGAUAAAUCUUAUAAAUUGAUCAAUAAUUAACAUUAUGCCUUGCAAUUAGAAAUUGUUGAUACAGAUGAAUACAAACACAAGAUGCACGAUGAAUUGUAAUAAUGUAUGAAUUGGAAUGAAAAAUGAAUGCUCAAGUCAACGAAUUAACGGAUUUGUAAAUAUGAAAUAAAUAUUAAUUUUUAGAAUGAAUAAGAAAA